Molecule: messenger RNA, 4497 nt
Organism: Diospyros lotus (date-plum)
Lineage: Eukaryota; Viridiplantae; Streptophyta; Magnoliopsida; Ericales; Ebenaceae
Exons: 42
Coding region: 177-4307 (1376 amino acids)
Biological process (GO): carbohydrate metabolic process
Molecular function (GO): NAD binding; NADP binding; aldehyde-lyase activity
Source: RefSeq, a predicted model, not a curated record
UUGGAUUCCAACAGCUCUUUCGUCUUCAUCACUCUUCACACUUCUUCAUGCCCCACUUCUUCAUGCCCCACAAAUUAUUGUACUGAUUCACAUGUUCAUCUGUAUUUCCGAUUCUUAUACACCAGUCCUUUGGUAAUAAUCCUGCAAUUGCGAGCAAGGUCAUUUGAUUCUCUGCAAUGGCGUCCAAGAGCAGUGUUGGGUUCGUUGGUUUGGAGGCGGUAAGCUUGGAAUUGGCCGCUUCACUCCUUCGCUCUGGCUACGACGUCAAAGCCUUCGAGCCAUGUAGCAGCGCUUUACUGGAUGAAGUCAUCAAGCAAGGUGGAAUUAGAUGCGACAACCUUAUAGAAGCUGGGAAAGAUGUUGCAGCUUUGGUUGUAUUGAUAUCUCAUGCAGAUCAAAUAAAUGACCUAUUUUUUGGUCAUGAGAGUGCUUUGAAAGGUCUGCAUGAAGAUACAAUCCUCAUUCUUCAUACAAGCAUAUUACCUGCUGAUAUCCAGAAACUGGAGAAGCGUCUCAAAGAGGCUUCUGAGAGAGCUUGUCUGGUUGAUGCAUAUGUCUAUAGGGGAAUGUCUGGGGUUUUAAAUGGAAAAGUCAUGAUUAUUUCAUCAGGAGGGUCAGAUUCCAUUACAAGGGCUCGGCCUAUUCUAUCUGCUAUGUGUGAAAAACUUUGCAUCUUUGAGGGAGAACUUGGUGCUGGCAGCAAAACUAAAAUGGUAAUGGAUCUACUCGAGGGAAUUCACCUUGUUGCUUCUGUGGAGGCAAUUUCUCUUGGUGUUCAGGCUGGGAUUCAUCCAUGGAUACUUUAUGAUAUCAUUUCUAAUGCUGCUGGAAAUUCAUGGGUUUUCAAGAACCAUAUUCCUCAAUUGCUUAAUGGGAGUCAGACUAAAGAGCUUCUGGAUGCGUUUGUUCAAAAUUUGGGUAUUGUUUUGGACAUGGCCAAAUCAUGUACAUUUCCUCUUCCACUUCUGGCAGUUGCUCAUCAACAACUAGUAGCAGGUUCUUCUCAUAUUCAUGGAAAUGAUGAUGUCACAUUGAUAAAGGCUUGGGAGGGAGUGUAUGGGUUGAACAUUACAAAUGCAGCCAGUACAGAAGGUUAUCGACCAGAGCAACUGGCAAAUCAAAUAACUUCUGAAUCCAGUUCUGUGAACCGGAUUGGUUUUAUUGGACUUGGAGCAAUGGGGUUUGGCAUGGCAACUCACCUGCUGAGAUCCAAUUUUUGCGUUAUUGGUUAUGAUGUGUAUAAAUUGGCAUUAUCUAGAUUUGCCAAUGAAGGUGGCUUGAUUGGGAGCUCUCCAGCGGAUGUUUCCCGAGAUGUAGAUGUGCUUGUGAUCAUGGUCACAAAUGAAGCUCAAGCUGAAAGUGUUCUGUUUGGAGAUCUUGGCGCUGUGUCAGUCCUUCCUUCGGGAGCUUCUAUUAUCCUUUGCUCCACUGUCUCUCCUGCAUAUGUCACCCAGCUAGAGCGACGCUUGCAAAAUGAACACAAGGAUUUGAAACUGGUGGAUGCUCCUGUUUCUGGAGGGGUUAAGAGGGCAUCCAUGGGCACACUAACGAUAAUGGCAUCGGGGACUGAUGAAGCUCUUAAGCAUGCUGGUUCUGUUCUCUCAGCAUUAAGUGAGAAUCUAUAUAUUAUCAAAGGAGGUUGUGGGGCUGGAAGUGGUGUAAAGAUGGUUAAUCAACUGCUUGCUGGAGUUCACAUAGCAUCAGCAGCAGAGGCAAUGGCAUUUGGAUCCCGACUGGGCCUUAAUACAAGAAUACUGUAUGAUGUCAUUACCAAUAGCGGAGCAACAUCAUGGAUGUUUGAGAAUCGAGUUCCGCACAUGGUGGACAAUGACUAUACGCCAUUAUCUGCACUUAAUAUAUUUGUGAAGGAUCUGGGCAUUGUUUCUCGUGAAUGCUCUUUCCGCAAAGUCCCACUUCAUGUUGCUACUGUUGCACACCAGCUGUUCUUAUCAGGCUCAGCAGCUGGAUGGGGUCGGAUAGAUGAUGCCGCUGUGGUAAAGGUUUAUGAGACACUCACAGGUGUUGAAGUUCAAGGAAAACUUCCUCUUCUGGACAAAGAAUUUGUCUUAAAAUCUCUUCCAUCUGAAUGGCCAGUGGAUCCCACUGAUGACAUACGUAGGUUAAAUCAGAGUAGUUCAAAAACGCUUGUUGUUCUAGAUGAUGAUCCAACUGGAACUCAGACAGUUCAUGAUAUAGAUGUGUUAACAGAAUGGAAUGUUGAGUCACUUAUUGAACAGUUUAAAAAAAGGCCUAAAUGCUUUUUCAUUUUGACCAAUUCCCGCUCACUGAGCUCUGAUAAGGCUAUUGCAUUGAUUGAAGACAUCUGCCGAAAUCUAUGUGCUGCUGCAAAGUCAGUCGUGAGUGCUGACUUUACAGUAGUUUUGAGGGGUGAUUCAACAUUACGAGGUCAUUUUCCAGAGGAAGCAGAUGCAGCUGUUUCUAUACUUGGUGAGAUGGAUGCAUGGAUCAUUUGUCCUUUUUUUCUUCAAGGAGGUCGUUACACCAUUGAAGAUGUACAUUAUGUUGCAGAUUCUGAGCGGCUUGUACCAGCAGGGGACACAGAGUUUGCAAAAGAUGCUGCUUUUGGCUAUAAAUCUUCAAACCUCCGUGAGUGGGUAGAGGAGAAAACCAGGGGCAGAAUACAAGCUAGCAGUGUUACUUCAAUCUCCAUCCGGCUCUUGAGGAAGGGUGGACCUCGUGCUGUGUGUGAGCAUCUUUGCAGUUUGCAGAAGGGAUCUACGUGUAUAGUUAAUGCAGCGAGUGACAGAGAUAUGGCUGUAUUUGCCGCUGGAAUGAUCCAGGCAGAACUGAAGGGAAAACGUUUCUUAUGCCGUACUGCUGCUAGUUUUGUUUCUGCUCGUAUUGGGAUCAUCCCAAAGGCUCCUAUUUUGCCCAAGGACCUAGGAAUACAUCAAGAUAGAGGUGGACUUAUAGUUGUAGGUUCAUAUGUUCCAAAGACAACAAAACAGGUUGAAGAACUUAAAUCACAGUGUGGCCAUAUAUUAAGAAGCAUUGAGGUUUCUGUUGAUAAACUUGCCAUGAAUUCAAUAGAAGAGAGGGAAGAGGAAAUCAAUCAAGCAGUUGAGAUGGCAGAUGUUUUCCUCAGGGCUCGGAAAGAUACUCUAAUAAUGACUAGUCGAGAUCUCAUCACAGGAAAAACCCCUUCUGAAAGUUUGGAGAUCAAUUUCAAGGUGAGCUCUGCCCUGGUGGAAAUAGUUAGGAGGAUAACUACAAGACCUCGUUAUAUACUUGCAAAGGGUGGAAUCACAUCAUCAGAUCUUGCUACAAAGGCUCUGGAAGCUAAACGUGCCAAAAUAGUUGGGCAAGCCUUGGCUGGUGUUCCAUUGUGGCAGCUUGGCCCAGAGAGCAGACAUCCUGGAGUUCCAUAUAUUGUUUUCCCUGGGAAUGUCGGUGAUAGUAAAGCUCUAGCAGAAGUUGUGAAAUCUUGGGCUCGUCCAAUAAGGCUUUCCUCAACUAAGGAGUUACUUCUUAAUGCAGAAAAAGGUAAAUAUGCAGUUGGAGCAUUCAAUGUUUACAACCUGGAAGGAGUUGAGGCAGUUGUUGCUGCAGCAGAGGAAGAGCGAAGUCCUGCCAUAUUACAGAUCCAUCCUAGUGCUUUAAAGCAAGGAGGAAUUCCCUUGGUCGCAUGUUGCAUCUCUGCUGCAGAACAUGCCAGUGUUCCGAUCACUGUGCAUUUUGAUCAUGGAAAUUCCAAGCAAGAGUUAAUGGAAGUUCUUGAGUUGGGAUUUGAUUCAGUAAUGGUAGAUGGUUCACACCUUCCCUUCAAGGACAAUAUUUUAUACACAAAAUUUAUUUCCCACUUGGCACACUCAAAAAACAUGAUGGUGGAGGCUGAACUGGGGAGAUUAUCAGGAACAGAAGAUGACUUGACUGUUGAAGACUAUGAAGCACGAUUGACAGAUGUUGACCAGGCUCAAGAAUUCAUUGACAAGACAGGUAUAGAUGCUUUGGCAGUUUGUAUAGGAAAUGUACAUGGAAAAUACCCUGCAAGUGGCCCAAAUCUCAGACUCGAUUUGCUCAAGGAGCUUUACGGCUUGAGUUCAAAGAAGGGGGUUUAUCUUGUUCUUCACGGAGCUUCUGGAUUGCCCCAGAAACUCGUUAAGGAAUGCAUAGAGCUCGGGGUGAGGAAGUUCAAUGUAAACACAGAGGUGCGGAAGGCAUACAUGGACUCAAUAAGCAGCCCCAAGAAAGAUCUUGUCCAGGUUAUGGCCUCGGCAAAGGAAGCCAUGAAACUUGUGGUUGCUGAGAAGAUGCAUCUGUUUGGCUCAUCUGGAAAAGCAUGGUAGAAAGUUCUGAGAACCAUCUUGUAACGGGAAAGGGCCACUGCUGCCAGACAUUAUAUACUCAUUGAAUGCAACUUGAACCAGUAAGGCAAAUAAAUCCUCCUUAGAAACUGUACAAUUAUAACUGCAAGGUGGAACAUUGUGCUUCAGAAGGAUGAUUAUCUAUUCUAAGUUGAUUCUGUUUAUUUUCUCA